Sphaerodactylus townsendi is the source of this 1679-nucleotide messenger RNA. RefSeq lists its product as uncharacterized. The record is from RefSeq and is a predicted model, not a curated record. Bases 1 to 1329 code for a protein of 442 amino acids. The transcript has 5 exons. NCBI's taxonomy places the organism in Eukaryota, Metazoa, Chordata, Lepidosauria, Squamata, Sphaerodactylidae.
AUGGUGGUGGCCAUGGAUGAGGGAUCUCGUCCCAUCGAUUACGACGUCCAGCGAGAUCAGGGUGAAGCACCGUUCACAUCUCCAGAGGGGUCACAGGCUCUUCCUCCUGACCAGGGGCCACAGCCUGGGGAUAAGCUCCUCCAAGAGUUGGGGAGGCUGCACAUGGAACGAGAAACUUGUAGACCCCAAGACUGGAAGGAGCUGGAGGCCGCCCAUGCCCAAGAAACUCAAGAGUUCUUUGAAUCAGAGGGACGAGGGGCCACUGAACUUGAACCUCAUCUCCCACAGGAUUUAGAGAGGCAAAGAAAGCAGUCCCACCAGCUGCCACUGGUAGAACAGAAGAUAUCUCCUCUGCCAGGGCAAGAGAAGGAGAAUCAAGAAUCCCCAGAGAUGUUCAACAUGGAGUCUGGAAGCAGGGGCUCACCAAAACUGGAGGCACCACAGACAUCCCAGCGGCAAGAAUGCUUGCCAGAAACAUCUCCUGUGGUGCCCAUGGUGAGGGUAUUCCAUCCCCUUAAUUCUCAAGAGUUCAUGGACCCGGCUAUCUUUUGUCCCCAGGAAUCCUCAGAAAUUGAGUGGGAGCCUCUUGAAGAUAAAGAGAUACAGAUGGAUUUGGGACACUCAGAACUCCAGGAACAUCUCCCUGGGACCUUGCAGUGGAAGUCAAAAUCUCUUGACCCCCGGAAGUUGUCCAGGACGUGGGGCCAGAGGGGAACAGAUGGCCUACAUGCUCAACAUGAGGAGCAUAGAGAGCUGAUACAGGAGACCACUGAGACCAAGAAACCCCCCGUGGUGACUGCAUUUUCUCCACCCAGCCCUGGAAGACACAAAGAGGAGAUCGCGUGGGAGCCGGCAGCUCUCCGUGUGGGCAUGUCCAGAGAGAACUCCAGCUGCGAGGUCCCAUCUAGGAGACCUUCUGAGCAGUCCUGGCAGGCCCAAGAUGAGGACGUGCCCACAGAAGGGGCUCCGGAGCCCACCCAGCCAGAGGGUCAGGAGGAGCCCAGGGCCCGGCCGUUGCCGUCCCCUCGGCCGCCGCGCCGGGAGAAAGCCUUCAUCUGGCUCUCUCGGCAGGAGCAAGAGGAGGCGCUGAAGCAGCUGGCAGAACUUCGGGCCGAGGGAGAGCUCCGGCACCGACGCGAUAAGGAGCGGCAGUCCCUGCGGUUCCAGGAGAGACUGUCCAUUGCCAAGCAUCGCAAAUCUGAGGAUGACAUUUUGGGAGGCAGCCCGGCAGAGCGGUGGCCAUCCCCCACGGAACACCUGGACCAGGAACACAAUGUGCUUCAAGGAGCUGCUGGAUCCGCUGGUGGCCCCCGGGGAGGAGAGUCCUGAGCCAAGAGAGCCGGGAGGCGACUGAACAGAGAAGACGGCCCCCCCACUUCUACCUGCCCCCUUCCAGAUCUGGACCUAGCUGGAGCGUCUCAAGCCCUGGAUCUGAAACUCAGUUCAGACUCUGUAACACUUGGUCCAAAAGUCUUUGUUGGCAGACAGCGCAGGCAAGAAGCUCAAAGCCGAUUCUGAAAUGGUCUUUGUCCACUCGCAAUACAUCAACCCAUAGUUUCGCCCUCCCCCCCUCGGUUCCCGUGUUCUAUCCUCGACUACAAAGCAUAGCUGGAAGGAACAUAAUCAUCAUGGACUCAAGGCCAGCCAUGAAGAAGAAGAAGAAGAAGAGUUUGGAUUUA